UGUUGACAUUCACACUGCUCCGGUUCAUACAGUCUCCGACUGGAAUGUCGACAUUCACCCUGCUAUGGUCCGUACGGUGUCUGACUGGAGAGUCGAGUGUCCAGUCAGUCCAAAAGAUGACAAUGUGUCACCUCAGAUUAGACAGCUGGACAGGAGAAUUGAGGACAUCAACUCUUGCCAUUAUGAAAUUGGCGAAAUGCUGGGUGAGGGAGGUUUUGGAGCUGUUUAUGAAGGCAGUCGUUUGGAGGAUAACUUUAAGGUGGCAGUGAAAUAUGUCACAAAGACAGAUGAUGUUGAAUAUAUCAGCAUUCUGGGUCAUCCUAAACUUUUUCCAGUGGAGGUCACUCUUCUAAUCCUCGCCAAUAAAGGCUCCAGGGUUCCAGAGAUUAUCCAGCUGCUAGACUGGAAGGAGCAACCCGACCACUACAUCAUGGUCAUGGAGCGUCCCUUGCCUUGCGAGGACUUGUUUGCCUUCGCAGAGUGCCAUGGAGGCAGCAUCAACGAGGUGUUAGCACGUGUUGUCAUGCAGCAGGCAACACAAGCUGCUGUCAUGUGCUGCCGACGUGGCGUUCUCCACCGUGACAUCAAACUGGAGAAUCUGCUCGUGAACAUGGACACCCUUGAAGUCAAACUUAUUGACUUUGGGUGUGGCGACGUCCUUAGGAAAUCGGCCUAUAAGACAUUCAGAGGCACAGAUGAGUAUUGCCCCCCAGAGUAUGAGAGGAAGGGCAAGUAUCAUGGCAAGACAGCCACAGUAUGGUCACUGGGAGUGCUGUUGUUCGCAAUGGUGUGCGGAGACUACCCGGACACGCAAGACCUGGACCUGAUCAAUUUGCACCACUGGUCCAAACCUGGCUUGACAAAGGAAUUCUGCCAUUUGAUUCAUCGUUGCCUGCAGCGUAAACCAAAGCAGCGAAUUCGUCUGGGGCAGAUUCUUCUCCACAAUUGGUUUAAAGUACUGAAAUGA
This is a messenger RNA of Myxocyprinus asiaticus (Chinese sucker), 967 nucleotides long. RefSeq names its product serine/threonine-protein kinase pim-3-like. Gene Ontology annotation, molecular function: protein serine/threonine kinase activity; ATP binding. Gene Ontology annotation, cellular component: cytoplasm. Lineage: Eukaryota; Metazoa; Chordata; Actinopteri; Cypriniformes; Catostomidae. The record is from RefSeq and is a predicted model, not a curated record. The transcript has 6 exons. Gene Ontology annotation, biological process: negative regulation of apoptotic process; protein autophosphorylation; regulation of mitotic cell cycle. Bases 65 to 967 code for a protein of 300 amino acids.